Molecule: messenger RNA, 5378 nt
Organism: Corythoichthys intestinalis (scribbled pipefish)
Lineage: Eukaryota; Metazoa; Chordata; Actinopteri; Syngnathiformes; Syngnathidae
Product: T-cell surface glycoprotein CD3 epsilon chain-like
Exons: 5
Coding region: 178-663 (161 amino acids)
Biological process (GO): cell surface receptor signaling pathway; positive thymic T cell selection
Cellular component (GO): alpha-beta T cell receptor complex; external side of plasma membrane
Molecular function (GO): transmembrane signaling receptor activity
Source: RefSeq, a predicted model, not a curated record
GUAAAUGUGUGUGGGUGCACAUGUGUGUGUUUGGGGGAUGUCACACAGAUAACGUCAGACAGAUUAAAAGAGCAGCGGGUUCCAAGCUCAGUUCAAAUAUUGGAGAGGUUUUAAAGUUAUCUUUUUGGGAACAAUUACUGAAUCUAAAAAUACAUUAGGCUAUAAUCAUCAAAAAUUAUGAACAACAGUGCUUUGCGUUUCAGCUACCUCCUGAUGGUACUAAGUGCAGUGGAAGCUGGUACAGGUGCUGUGUCAUUCUGGCGGGAGAGCUUCACUAUGACAUGUCCCGAAAAUGGGACCUGGUUCAAAUCAGAUAACCCCGUUCACAGUGCCAGCAAGGACUUCACAGUUACUUAUAAUGGCAAAAACAAAGGCCUAUACUAUUGUGAAUAUGGUGAAAAGGUCAAAUAUUAUUUCUAUGUGGAAGGAAACGUCUGUUCUGAUUGUUUUGAGCUGGACGCAACACUGUUUGCCUUGGCCAUUGUUGCAGACAUGAGCAUAACACUUAUAUUGAUGUUACUUAUCUACAAGUGCACCAAGAAGAAAAUUUCAAAAGAUACCAAAGUAUCCACAGGCCCGGCCCAGCCUUCUCCUGACUAUGACCGCCUGAACACCCACUCCCAGGAUCCAUAUUCUUUUCUCAACAAUAGCAAAUCAAGAUGAGGCACCUGUGACAGCUAACAAGUUGAAGCAUUUCAUCUGGGAAGACAAACAAUUGAAUAUAAGAAGGGCAGCAUUGCAACAUUUUAAUGCUAGAAUUCUUUACACGCCAUACAAUUAUAUUCACUCGAGCAGUUGACUCAUUUCAUCAUAAACAACAUUAAGGUAAGCUCAUGACAGGAAGAGGAAGUAAAGUUGGCGCCCAAAUUGGUCCCAUGGAAAAGUAUUAAAAGUUAAAUCUAAUGUCAAAAUUUGAAUAGUUUAGCACAAUAUGAGUGCUCAUCCAUUUUCUACUGCUACAUAAUAAGUUAAUGUUAUGUCAAUUUAUUGUUGCUUUAGCCAUAUUGUUCUGAGCAGCGAGGACAGUUAUGUCACUUAGACAACUGUUCCAUGCCUCAAAAGUUCACAACAGAACGAGAGUGGAUUGUCCAUUAUUGUAUGCUGAGAUGUAUGUAAUUAUUAGUAUGUUGUGUAAGAUUAUAAGUAUUGUCGUUGGACCUCCUUCACUGAUGUCCAAAUCAGUUUUCCAAAGGGAAAGAGUAGUUAAUCCUCAUCAUGGUCCUGUUUUAUGAAUGUGUGGCUAUCAUGACACAUUUCCUCCUAGUUAUCACUUUGCCUUAUGUGGUGACUUAAAAAAAAAAAUCUCCUGCAGUGUUAGUCCUUUAGAUCAAUGAACAUCAACAUGGCACCUGCAAUCACCAGGAAGCCCCCAAAGGCCACAUGAGUAGCCCUGUUCUAAUGAUAGCUCACCAGUGAGUGGUAGGACGUCCCUAGAAAUGUUGGAGAUGUGAUUAUUUAAGAAAUAAAACAGCAAAUUUACAAAAAUCUACAUUAAAUGUUUUUUAAUAUUAAUGCUUACAGCAUCCGUUUUCAACCACAUUAAAUACUUUUAUGAUCAGUGUCUUCACAUAGAUAAAAAUCACCAUUUACUACCAUUAACAAGUAAUGUAAAGGAAAUUUCAACAAUUUGGUGUAUAUUAAUCAGUACCAGGGGCGGAACUACUGUAAGUGUGCAACUGUACCCGGGUUGUUCAGAGCUGUAAUAUAGUGUUUAAAGUAGAGAUGUCCCGAUUGAUCACGUCAUUUUCAAAGUAUCGGAAUCGGCAAAAAAAUAUCGGCCAUGCCUUUUUUAAAUAUACAGUAUAUAUAUUUUAAUUAAAUCGUUUUCUAAUUGUAUUUAACGUUACAGACAUAAUAUGUUACACUCAUCCAGCGUCUUUAGUUUAGGCUUAAGGUAGGGUUAUCAAAAAUAUCCCGAUAACGGCGGCAAUAAAUUUAUUAAAAUCUGUGUCACGUUAAAAUAUUUAACGCUAUUAAUAUAUGUGCUGCACGACCCUCUCACUCAUUGUCGCGAUCAAUCUAUAUUGACACUGUUUUACCUAUAUAGAGAGAUAAAAACAAUGAGCAGAGAGAAUUAUGGCAGCCUUCGGAGCCUUUCUUUAAUUGGCCAUAACCUUGUAAUCUCUCCCCCUAUAAUUAGAAAGAUGAUGGGAUGAAAUGUGGGGAAGCAAAGUGGCAAAUGAUCUGUGUCACAUUACCUUAAGUUAUUUCUCAAAGCAGAGAAGAUAUAUCCAUUGUUAGCACGACGCACAGUCAUGGUUUUACUUCCCAUCAUGGUUCCACUUCCCAUCAUGCAUUGGAGUAUCAUUUACUGAAAGCUCAACAAAUACGCUAGAUGGCAAUAUUUAGUCACAAUAUAAUAUGAUUGUCACAAUAUGCAAAGUCACAAGUCUUUCUAUCCAUGGAUCCCUCUCACAGAAAGAAUGUUAAUAAUGUAAAUGCCAUCUUGAGGAUUUAUUGUCAUAAUAAACAAAUACAGUACUUAUGUACUGUAUGUUGAAUGUAUAUAUUCGUCCGAGUUUUAUUCAUUUUUUUCUUAAUGCAUUGCCAAAAUGUAUAUGAUCGGGAAAAAUUAUCGGGAAUGAUUGGAAAUGAAUCGGGAGCAAAAAAAAGCAAUCGGAUCGGGAAUGAGAGAUACUCAAACUAAAACGAUCGGGAUCGGAUCGGGAGCAAAAAAAACAUGAUCAGAACAACCCUAGUUUAAAGUGUUAGAUAUCUCUGCCAGACCCCAUCCCCCGCUUGGCCGGUUGUCUGGAGGGUCCCACAACUAAUUGUCCACUAGCACCACACUGAAAAUCCACUCAGGGGGUCUCUUUAAUUCUCAUUGCACCCGGGCCCCGUUCACAUUUGUUCAGCCACUGAUCGUUACCCAAGAUCUUGCUAUGACCAUUUGUUGGCUUAAAUAGAAUAUGUUUUCCAUAACACAAGAUUUUUUUUUAUUUGUAAUUGCUUCCAUUUUAAAUCGAAUCAUGUUUUUUGCUUUCUUAAAUGUAACAAAUGUAUUGAAAUGUACAUUUUAUACUGUCUGUAUCAAGUAUUUCUCAAAAUAAUCUGCAAUUUUUUUGUAGUCGGAAACAUACCUCUGAUACUUAUCAGAAGUGUAGGUUCAUCACGUGUGAUGCAGCCUCAAAGCCGCAGCUCAUAUCCGUUACAGUUACACCCCUACGUUCACCCAGACAUGCGGCCCAUCACCUGCCUUUGUGAGGUGGAAAGAAGAGAAUAUUGCAGUAAUGUUUUGUCUGCUUAUGGCUUUUACUUACUCUUAUACAGUGGGGCAAAUAAGUAUUUAGUCAACCAUCAAUUGUGCAAGUUCUCCUACUUGAAAAGAUUAGAGAGGCCUGUAAUUGUCAACAUGGGUAAACCUCAACCAUGAGAGAUAGAGUGUGGGGGGGAAAAAACAGAAAAUCACAUUGUUUGAUUUUUAAAGAAUUUAUUUCCAAAUUAGAGUGGAAAAUAAGUAUUUGGUCAAGACCAAAAGUUCAUCUUAAUACUUUGUUAUGUACCCUUUGUUGGCAAUAACAGAGACCAAACUUUUUCUGUAACUCCACUAUAGUGUAUAAAAUUGUAUCCACCAGUGCAUGUUUUCCCCAGUGCCUAAAACAUGACAUCAUUUCAAUGUCACAGUUCUCUGAUUAGCUUACUAAUGAAUUAUGAGUUAUAAUUAGAACUCACACUUGCUGCUUUGUUGCGUAUGUAACUGUUUGCUUUUGCCAUUAUAAGGAACUGAAAUAUGUUAACAAGAAAUAUUUUGGAAUUAAAACCACUCGAUUAUUUGACAAGGACUGACUUUAUUUUUAAAACCAUUUCUCUCCUCCCUCAUUUUUCCAUGUAACUCCCUCAUUGUAUACUAGUAUGUUUGUUAACGCUAGAAAAUCUACAUCAGUAUUUCCUUGUGUUCAACCUGUCCUAUGUGUUUGAAUGCAUUUUCGCUCACAUAGUUUUGUAAAACAACUAAAGGUUCUUAUUUCUGGACAGGAAAACACUCCUUUUUGAGGAUAUUGUGUUAUAAUUUAUAUUUGUAUUCUUGACAAGAUGUGUUUUUGUGUAUUUAAUUGUGUCAUGUGUAGUCAAAAAGCCCCCCUCUCCUUAAGUAAAACAUUCCUUAUUCAUAGACGUCACUAUCAGUUGACAUGGCUUGGGGCCGAUCCUCAGGGGGCCUAUUUUCAAAAACUUAUAAUACAAUUAUUUUUUAAACCAAAGCCGCUAACGACCUAAAACAAAAACAGGCACCUCCCUUAGGCAUUUAUGAGUCUCCGUGAGCAGCGACAUAAAAAUAUUCAAAGUCGUCCCCCUAAUAAAAUCCCGAUUAAUUAUAUGGCUAUAAAAUUCUCAAAUUUUACACUAGUUGCACAAAAAUCACCAAAUGCAGAGAUAAUCACUUAUAUUUUCAGGAUCAAUAGCAAUAUUUAACAUAUCAUAUAGGUUUCUAUAGAUAUUAACAUAAAACAGUCUAGAUUCUUGGUUAAAAGAAAAAAAAAACAGGCAGAUACCAUUCAUUAUACGUAAGUAUUUCAAGCCAAAGUUACGGUAUUGUGUAAUCCAACAUGGCGGCCGUCACGAAACAAAGUUGAUUCCUGUAAGUAAAUGCUAAAAUUGCAGAAUUUCUGCAGAUAUGAAUGUUAAACACUUUAGAUUCUUGGUUAAAAGUAAAAAAACAGACAGCUAUCUUUCAUUUUACAUAAAUAUAUCAAGCAAAAGUUACGGUAUUGUCUAAUCUAACAUGCCGGUUGACAAAAAAAAAAAAGUUUUUUGAGUUGAAAAUCCUUUUAAAGAAAUGCUUAAAUUGUGGAAUUUCUAUAGAAAUUAAUGUAAAAAAGUAUAGAUUAUUGGUUAAAAGCAAAAAACAGGCAGUUAUCAUUCAUUUUGUGUAAAUAUUUCUAGCCAAAGUUACACUAAUUGUAUCCAUUGAUAUUUUUUCACAUUUCAAAGUGCAUGCAUGGUGCUAUUUGAUAUAAUAAUUCCUUGGAAUUCUCGACCUAAUCACUCUUGAGUUACUCCUGCCUGCUUCUACACAGUAAAACCUUCGUCCUAUUUCCACCUAAAUCCGGCGUUAGAACGCAGCGUGUUUGAGUUUAUCAUAGUGAAAGCCAACGGUCUGCCUGGGUCGGCCCCUUAUGGGAAGGCGUGGCACAAUGUCUGAGGGAGCAGUCUUGUCAACUGAUGGUGUAGUCUAUGCCUUAUUUUCAUCACAUUACUGAGUACUGUCAGAACAACUCAAUGUUAUUUAGAGGAAUAUACUGUAUAUCUCUUUAAGAGCUAUCACAGUUGCAAAAAAGGGUACAUAACGCCAGCUAAAGACAAUGUAACAACAUCAUUUAAAGGCGGAACAAAGUUAAACAGUAUAAUAAAAAAUGAAUAAAUGAAUACCCUGGAUUAGG